This is a messenger RNA of Drosophila santomea, 2602 nucleotides long. It is a transcript of the gene RNaseZ, whose product is annotated as ribonuclease Z, mitochondrial. The transcript is spliced from 2 exons. Gene Ontology annotation, cellular component: mitochondrion. NCBI's taxonomy places the organism in Eukaryota, Metazoa, Arthropoda, Insecta, Diptera, Drosophilidae. Gene Ontology annotation, biological process: mitochondrial tRNA 3'-end processing. Gene Ontology annotation, molecular function: 3'-tRNA processing endoribonuclease activity. Bases 134 to 2434 code for a protein of 766 amino acids. The record is from RefSeq and is a predicted model, not a curated record.
CAUCACUUAUCGCAACAGCUGUUCGUAGACACACGUUGCCGGGGCUGACGAAAUUUGUGCGAAUGAUUUCAGCGAAAUUCCCGCUUUCCCCGUUUCUUAGUAACCCGCGAUUACAGACUCCGAAGACAUACGAAUGUAUUUAGUGAAAUCAGCCGGGUCGCCGAUCUUAAGAACCUUGCGAACGCUCACAACUUGUAAUUUGAUGUCGGCCACGAUUGCCUCGGCCAAGGAUCCCUUAACAGGACCACGCUAUGAGCGGGAACCCAAUGUGCUUAGGAAAAAGCUUGCAUCCGUGGUGCCGGGAACAGUGAAUUUGCAGGUUCUGGGCUCUGGCGCCAAUGGAGCCCCUGCCGCUGUUUAUUUGUUUACAGACCAAGCACGCUAUCUCUUUAACUGUGGCGAGGGAACCCAGAGGCUAGCUCACGAGCACAAAACCCGACUUUCACGCCUGGAACAGAUUUUCCUCACACAAAAUACUUGGGCAACCUGCGGUGGGUUACCAGGUCUGACUCUGACCAUCCAAGAUGCCGGAGUGCGGGACAUUGGACUCCAUGGACCGCCUCAUCUCGGUUCUAUGCUGCAGUCAAUGCGACGUUUCGUGGUGCUAAAGAAUCUCCAGGUGCGGCCAAACGAUUGCUCUGAGGGCGCAUGCUUCGAGGAUUCCAUCUUGAAGGUGGACUCUCUGCCCCUGAACAGUUUGGAAGAUCCGACGAAAAGUGUGAUAAACUACAUUUGUCAACUGAAACCGCGAGCUGGCGCUCUGAACCUGGUCAAGUGCGUGGAGCAGGGUGUGCCGCCAGGCCCUCUUCUGGGACAGCUAAAAAAUGGCAAGGAUAUCACACUGCCUGAUGGGAAAGUGGUGCGAUCAGCAGACGUCACCGAGGCCAGUGAAACUGCAUUGUCCUUUGUUUUCCUGGAUGUGCCCAGUAUGAACUAUUUACCAGGACUUCUUACACACGGCAAAAGGCUCAAAAAGUUGGGCGAGGAGAAGUUAACCGAAGUGGCCGUUGUGGUGCACUUCACGCCUUAUCAUAUGUCCUCUCGCCAGGAGUACAAGGAUUUCGUAGGGGACAAUUUUUCAGCGGAAACCCAGCACAUAUAUUUAAGUUCUCCACUAAACCAAUUCUCCGGCUAUGCAGCCGCCCAUCGAAUCCAACACCAACUGCAUCAACUAGCACCGCAAGUGUUUCCACUCCUUGGCGAGCAGCUGUCCUGCCAGAGUCAGACUCUCAGUCUUAACCUUAAGAAAACAAAGUUGGACGAGGACGAUUCGAAGGACAAAACUAAUGAAAAUGCUAACGAGGCAGAGGAACAGGGUGUAGUCGCCAUGACAAGCUUUCACCUGAGACCGAGAAAGGGUCUGGAUCGCACCCUUGAGUCCAAGCUCACACCAGAGGAGUACGUUAAGGAGACCCAUAACGUACCUGGAUUUAUGGAACUAUUGACCAAAUUUAAAGAAGAGUAUAGUUUCCCUGACAAUACUGCCGAUAGCUACCCUAAAAUCAUUUUCCUGGGCACAGGCUCCUGCAUUCCCAAUAAGACGCGCAACGUAAGCUCUAUUCUGAUUAGGACUGCAAUUGAUGCCUACGUGCUGUUGGAUUGUGGAGAAGGAACUUAUGGCCAGAUUGUGCGGCUCUAUGGACGCGAGAAGGGGCAGCUAAUUCUUCGCCAGCUGCAGGCGAUUUAUGUAUCACAUUUGCAUGCCGACCAUCACAUUGGAUUGAUUGGUCUGCUCCGGGAAAGGAGGCAAUUAGAACCAAGGGCAGACCCACUGAUUUUGCUGGCUCCUCGCCAAAUUGAGCCAUGGCUGGAGUUCUACAAUCGGGAAAUAGAAACCGUGGAAGAUGCGUAUACUCUAGUGGCCAACGGCGAACUGCUAGCUAGUCCCCUAAGCGGUGAACAAGUUAAACCUCUAGGAAUUACGUCCAUAUCCACCUGCCUAGUAAGGCACUGUCCAAACUCUUUCGGAAUCAGCCUCACUCUGGCAGCAAAGCCCAAUAGCGAACCCGUCAAGAUCACUUACAGCGGCGACACAAUGCCAUGCCAGGAUUUAAUCGAUCUGGGCCGCGACUCCACCGUUCUUAUUCACGAGGCAACAAUGGAGGACGACCUGGAGGAGGAGGCGCGGUUGAAGACGCACAGCACCGUGUCGCAGGCUAUUCAGCAGGGUCGGAAUAUGAACGCUCGCCACACUAUUCUCACUCACUUUUCACAGCGUUACGCAAAGUGCCCGCGAUUACCGAGUGAUGAGGAUAUGCAACGAGUGGCAAUAGCGUUUGAUAAUAUGGAAGUUACUAUUGAGGAUCUGCAGCACUACCACAAGCUCUACCCCGCUCUUUUCGCGAUGUACGCUGAGUACACGGAAGAACUGGAGCAGCGGGCUGUCAAGCGGGAGCUGAAACAGGAGCGAAAGCGUAAACUGGCAGAAACGUGAGAGCCGGAAAGUUAAUCGGAUGAUCAGGAUAAGUUAUUCAAGGAGCUACUGUUAAUAUAAUAUCAGAGAUGAGUGGUAUUUGUUAAGUUUAAAUGUUAUUUCUUGAAAUCAUAAAACUUACCCCAAAUACCAAUUGGAAAUAUAUUGAUUUUAUAUAUGCAAUUCAUA